Molecule: messenger RNA, 551 nt
Organism: Myzus persicae (green peach aphid)
Lineage: Eukaryota; Metazoa; Arthropoda; Insecta; Hemiptera; Aphididae
Exons: 5
Coding region: 109-537 (142 amino acids)
Source: RefSeq, a predicted model, not a curated record
AACCGUGCUCUUUUUGUCGGCUCAUAUUGUAAUAAUUAUGUUGUCCAUCAUUGAACUCCAUAAUAAUAUAUUCAUAUUUAUAUUAUCAUAUUUAUCAUAGAAAGUUCAAUGAAUAAUUGUAGACGGAGUUUGGUCUGCUUAUCUCAAAUCUUUUUUUUUAGAAUGUCAAAUAUAAAAACAAAUUCUACUACUACCAAGUUAAGAAGUAAUGAAGCAUCAAAAUGUCGUUCUCAAAAUCGACCAAAUUCUGAUUUUGACUUGCAAGUAGAUUCUGUAGCAUCUGGCUCUUCACAGAUUUCAAAACCAGCAAUAAUUUCUGAACCUCGUCGACAGAAAUAUGGAGGUAGAGGAAUGGCCAUUCAACAACUAGGUGAAUCUAUAUCUGUAAACAACAGCAUGAAAAAUUCAAAUUUGAACUUUUCAAAUGCAAGCAUAGAACGUCAUUUCAAUAGACUUAAGGAAGAAAAUGCAAAAAAACUUAAUGAAGAAAAUGAAAAGAUUUGGGGAACAUUGAUACAUUCAAAUAAGAAUACAUAAUAUUUAAAAGGUAA